AUGGGUCUUGCUGGUGUUUUGGACAACGAUCAAGUCAAGAUGAUGCUGAUGUUAAGGCAACUUCCUCAACAUCAAUUCAAAUCAUUCCCUGAUGUUGUCACAAUGACGUGCGCAGAAGAAUUGUUUGAAGACAUUGUGAAGAAGCUCAAGACAUACAAAGUCACCAGUAUGAAGAAUGAAGGCUCAAUCAACACCCAAAGUACUCUGCAUACUCGAGCUCAGGUCAACACCAAAUCCUCGAACUUGAAGACCUGCAUCCACUGGGACAAGCCCGGACACCAACCCGCAAAUUUCUGGGUGAAGUACCCAGAGAAAGCCCCAAAGACUGCUGCAGCCCAUAUCACUAUGCAGGACAACUUUAAUCAACUCAAAACCAACGAUCCGACGGACUUCUUGUACUUCCGCACCGCUGACGGUGUUUGUCAUCAUGUCAAUGAAAUCAGAUACAAAGGUGUUAACUAUCACUAG
Messenger RNA from Puccinia triticina, 468 nucleotides. RefSeq lists its product as uncharacterized. NCBI's taxonomy places the organism in Eukaryota, Fungi, Basidiomycota, Pucciniomycetes, Pucciniales, Pucciniaceae. The transcript has a single exon. The record is from RefSeq and is a predicted model, not a curated record. The coding region runs from base 1 to 468 and encodes 155 amino acids.